Venustampulla echinocandica is the source of this 753-nucleotide messenger RNA. RefSeq lists its product as uncharacterized. Bases 1 to 753 code for a protein of 250 amino acids. The transcript has a single exon. NCBI's taxonomy places the organism in Eukaryota, Fungi, Ascomycota, Leotiomycetes, Helotiales, Pleuroascaceae. The record is from RefSeq and is a predicted model, not a curated record.
AUGGCAUCGUCAACUUCUAAGGCUCUAGUCCUCAUCACUGGAGCCAACCAGGGGAUUGGUUUUGCUGUAGCACAGCAGUUAGUCAGCUCGGGCAAGUAUCAUGUGCUUGUCAGCACACGGAACCCGUCCAAAGUACAAACCGCCGUUCAACAACUUCAGACUGAGGCCGUGGACAAGGCGGCGGUAACACCGAUCACCCUCGAUAUAACAGACGAUGCCUCAGUCGAAGCAGCUGCCAAGAGUGUGAAGGACCAGUUCGGCCAUCUGGACAUUCUGAUCAACAACGCCGGACUCGGUAUGGUCCCAGGCAAACCAGUUCGCGAGCAAUUCCGUCAGAUUUUCGAGGUCAACGUCUUCGGUGUUGCAGCCGUCACAGAAGCCUUCCUGCCGCUGCUAAAGGCCUCGUCCUUUUCCGACAAGCGCGUGGUAAACGUCACGUCAGGCUUGGGUCUGAUCACUAUGGCGGGAAAGAAGGACUACGCCUUCAAUGCCAACGUAUGGUACGUGCCCGAUUACCGUAGCAGUAAAGCUGCCGUCAAUAUGAUCACGGCCGCGCAAUCCGUCAAGUUUGCUAGCGACAAGAUUGCUGUCAUUGCUGCUGCGCCGGGCAUGUGCCGUACCAGAUUCACCGGCGGUCAGGGUAAGAAGGAAGCCAGCGAUGGAGCCAAGGUCAUUGUACAGGCUGCUACAGAGGGAAACCCAGAGGCACUGACGGGCACUUACUACUCGGAAGAGCCAAGCCAGGGUUGGUGA